AUGUUAACAGAAAUGAGUGAAUUUGAUAUUCCGUUACAAGUAUUGGAGUUUAAAUGGAAACAAAAUUUACAACAAGAAACCGAAGACUGCUAUCAAAAAGUUGUGGCCAUUCUUAACGUCUUAAUGAAUGAUAAACUUAACGACAAUUUUUACGCUAUUGUCUAUCGAUGCGAACCAAUGACUGACAAACAAAUGAGUGAACACAUGUCUGCUUUCAAUCACGACGAAGACAUCGCCAUCAAAGACAACGACGAGCUAAAAAUUAUAAUAGAUUUAUGGAUUCAGGACUCGACUAAACUGAGGGCUGAAUCACAAAAAGAGCUCCAAAAUGUGACCAAAUGUGAAGAGUUUCUCAAAUUACUGGACAAACAAGAAAAGGAUUACACGUUUGCCAUCAAUAAAGUAUUGAAGAGCGACCCUCACAGUGACGACUAUCAAAGCCAUGCCAUCCAAACCAAUGGCUUAGUAUCCGCAUCGAGUCCACCCUUGCCUGACAUAACUGCAGUGUCUCCACCAUCUGAUGCCAACAAAAAAGUGGUUGAAAAUACAUCAGAAGUGAAGAGCGAACUCAUAAUAACGCUAAAAGUGGACGAAAAUACCAAAGAUUAUUCACUGCCGGAAGCGAUUGCUUUGAUCAGUGAGAAGAAGAACACGUUUGCGAUGCACUUCUUCGCCGCCGAUUGUCUUGAGUAUAGCGUUCGCGCUCUUCAGGCACUCAAUCAUCACAAACGGACUCAUAUUCAGAAGUGGUGU
Messenger RNA from Medioppia subpectinata, 753 nucleotides. Lineage: Eukaryota; Metazoa; Arthropoda; Arachnida; Sarcoptiformes; Oppiidae. The record is from the annotation of a GenBank genome assembly.